Molecule: messenger RNA, 2330 nt
Organism: Homarus americanus (American lobster)
Lineage: Eukaryota; Metazoa; Arthropoda; Malacostraca; Decapoda; Nephropidae
Product: dnaJ homolog subfamily C member 11-like
Exons: 13
Coding region: 89-1765 (558 amino acids)
Biological process (GO): cristae formation
Source: RefSeq, a predicted model, not a curated record
GGUCGUCUGUUCUGUUGAUGUUGUCUGACGGCAACUUGGGCUGGGUAGUGAGUUUAGUAAAUUGGUUGUAUUCAUCACAUCCUCCAGCAUGUCUGAGGAGAUGGAUGAUUUAAAAGAAGAAAAUGAAGACUAUUAUACAUUUCUCAACAUUCCAAGAAAAGCAACAGAUGACGAAAUCAAUAAUGCAUAUCGUCGCCUCAGCCGACUCUACCACCCUGAUAAACAUAUGGACCCUGACCGCAAGGUAGAGGCAGAACUACUCUUCAGUAAAACAAAACGGGCUUAUGAAGUACUGAGUGAUGCUCACAUGAGGGCUAUUUAUGACAACCUUGGGACAGCAGGACUGGAAACUCAAGGUUGGGAAAUUGUGCAGCGGACUAAAACCCCGCAUGAGAUCAGGGAAGAAUAUGAGCGUUUAGCACGUGACCGUGAAGAGCGUCGGCUGCAGCAGCGAACAAAUCCCAAAAGUUCUGUGACCAUGACAAUCAAUGCCACUGAUCUAUUCUCCGUUUACGAUGAUGACUCCCCUUUUGUAGAUCUGAGAGAUUUGUUUGGGUUGCCACACAUUGAAAUUAGUGGAAUGACCUUGAAUCAAGCAAUUGAGGCUCCUCUAACAAAUCGAGACACGGCUAUACUAUCUGGAAAUCUUUCAUCACACAAUGGUAAUGGGAGUGGUGGCAUCAACUGUUCAGUUCGAAGAAUAACAUCAGAUAAAGGAUGGGGAGAGGUGGAAAUUGGUGCUGGAAAUGGUCUUACCUUUGCAACUAAAGGCUUCAGAAACUUUUCUCGUGGUAUGUUUGGAAAUGCUUCAGUUCUUACGCAUUUCACUCCCAAUGGACUCCGAGUGGGCACAGUUACAACCUUGGCAAACCAGUUAGACAAACACACAGUAGGUUAUUUGACGUGGAAGGCAGGGAUGCAGAGUGGUGUAAAUACAAUGAUUAUUCGUGAUACUCCUACACAGCAUCUUGUGUUCUCUGCUUACAUCGGUAUACCACACACCUAUGCAGCCCUGUCAUAUACUCACAAAAUGCCAGAACACGACUCGAAAGUAAAGGUUACGGGCAAGGCUGGUACAUUUGGAGCCAUAUUGGAAUAUGGAGCAGAAAAGAAAGUCUCCCAGAACAGCUCUCUAGCUGCCUCAAUAGCACUUGGUGUGCCAACAGGAGUUCAACUUAAAGUUAAGUUACAUCGUGCAUCUCAAACUUAUGCAGCUACAAUAAUGCUCUGUGAGGAAAUUAUGCCAGCACCAGUAAUAUAUGGGACAUUAGUACCACUAUUGAGCUGGUUAGCCCUACAAAAGCUAAUCAUUCAACCAUAUCUACGACAACAGAAACAAGCAGAACUACUCAAACAGCGAGAAGCAAACAGAAGCAGAUUAUUAGAGAAACGUCGUGAAGCCAUGGCUGCUGUGGACCUUAUGAGAGAGACAGUAAGAAGAAUAGUUGAACAAGAGGAAGCGCGUAAAGGUCUCGUCAUUUUACAAGCAUGGUAUGGACAGCUUGUGGUAGAAGGAUUGGAAGAGGAGUGUGGGUCACCAGAGGUAGUUGAUGUUUCCAUUGCCCUACAGUGUUUGGUGAAAGACUCAAAGUUGAUAUUACAAGAGUCAUCCAAGUGUUCACUUCCUGGCUUUUAUGAUCCCUGUCCUGGAGAAGAGAAGAACCUGCGGGUACGUUAUCUAUUCCACGCCGUCACUCAUGAGGUGACAAUCAGGGAUAAUGAGUCACUCAGGAUACCUAAACAAUCACAUCGCUUGGAAACUUAACAAAGAGGACAGCCAGUGCUUGUACAUACCAAAAUUUUUGCCCUCUUCCAAAUUGUACAUACCGUAGAAACUGAUUCAGAGUAAUCAUCAAAGGAUGAUUGUAUAUUAGUUAAACUAAAUUAGGCAAUUGAUUUGAGUCAGCAUAAGAUUACUAUUCCAUACAAUACAUUGAAAUUGUUGUUUAUUUGUUUGUCUAUAUAAAUGUUUAAUAAUUUAAUUUACCAUGAAUACAUAGUCACUAUGUACAGUAUUUUGAUUGCUGUUAAUGCAAUUUUAGAAGCAAAACUUACACAUAGAUGUAAGCUCUACAUAACUAUGGGAUUAACUCUGAUUAUAUUAUUGAAUACCAUUUUCACAACUAGAUGUUAUGAAGUGAGAACUUUCUAAAAUUCCUCAAUCAAGUUAAUUAUAUAUUAGCUGUAUACAUGGCAGGAAUAAAGGUAUUGUAUGGAGGGAAUAAAACAAAAAGGAAUUAUUGUCAAAUGUCACUAAAUUGCAGAAACUCUGUAAGCAUUAUUAAUGUACCAUCUGUUGGAUUAUGGACUAGAAUAAAUUCAAUAAAUAA